This is a messenger RNA of Lagopus muta (rock ptarmigan), 2714 nucleotides long. RefSeq names its product torsin-1A-like. The coding region runs from base 17 to 1051 and encodes 344 amino acids. Lineage: Eukaryota; Metazoa; Chordata; Aves; Galliformes; Phasianidae. Gene Ontology annotation, molecular function: kinesin binding; ATP binding; ATP hydrolysis activity. The record is from RefSeq and is a predicted model, not a curated record. The transcript has 5 exons. Gene Ontology annotation, biological process: protein localization to nucleus; nuclear membrane organization. Gene Ontology annotation, cellular component: endoplasmic reticulum lumen; nuclear envelope; endoplasmic reticulum.
AGCGGCCGGGCCGGCCAUGAAGCUGUGGCGGGGAGCGCGGCGGGCGGCUCUGGGCCUGGCACUGCUGCUGCUCCUCGCGCCGCCCGCGCGGGCCGUGGAACCCAUCAGCCUGGGCUUGGCGAUCGCCGGGGCCGCCGCCUCGGCCCUUACCGGCAUCAUCUCCUACCCGCGGCUCUACUGCUACUUCAGGGAGUGCUGCCUCCAGCGGCACGAGCAGCGCGUCGCCGCCGCGCUGCAGGAGAGCCUGGACAGGAGGCUGUUCGGACAGCACCUGGUCAGCAGGGUGGUGGUCAGGGCCGUGCGGGGAUUCCUCAGCAACGCCCAGGCCAAGAAGCCGCUGGCGCUGUCCCUGCACGGCUGGACGGGCACCGGCAAGAACUUCGUCAGCAAAAUCAUCGCCGAGAGCAUCUAUAAGAGGGGGCUGAAGAGUAACUAUGUCCAUCAGUUCGUGGCUACGCUGCAUUUCCCUCACGCUCACAGCAUCAACCUCUACAAGGACCAAUUGCAGUCAUGGAUUCGAGGAAAUGUGAGCAUCUGUCCCAGGUCAAUUUUCAUAUUUGAUGAAAUGGACAAAAUGCACGCAGGACUCAUUGAUGCCAUCAAGCCAUUUCUGGACUAUUAUGAGCUUCUGGAUGGAGUGUCGUACCGACAAGCCAUCUUCAUAUUCCUUAGUAAUGCAGGAGCUGAAAAGAUAACAGAGGUGGCACUCGAUUUCUGGAGAAAUGGGAAGGCAAGGGAAGAUAUACAGCUUACAGACAUGCAGAACGCACUGUCUGUGUCUGUCUUCAAUAACAAAAAUAGUGGAUUUUGGCACAGCACCUUGAUUGAUAGAAAUCUCAUUGACUACUUUGUUCCCUUCCUGCCUCUGGAGUACAAACAUGUGAAAAUGUGUGUCAGGGUAGAGGUCGAAUCCCGUGGCUAUGCUGUGGAUGAAGACAUUUUAAGCAGAGUAGCAGAUGAGAUGACCUACUUCCCCCGAGAGGAGAGGAUUUAUUCAGAUAAAGGAUGCAAAACUGUGGAUGCAAAGCUGGAUUAUUACUAUGACUUAUAAGGCUUUAUUGCUACAACCUGCAAAGGAGCAAAUUUAACUUAAUCAUGAAGUGGAGAACCCGGGACAUUUCAUUUGUAAGCACUUUUUAAAGGAAGGAACAUUGUUUUAACUGGUAUGUAAAGAAGCAGCAGCGCCUCUGCGUUUUUAUUCUGUCGCUGAUCACGGCUCCCAGGCACAUCAGCGUUGUGCCAUCAAGGUAAGGAAGAGCUGCAUUGUGAACUGAGGGCUCUGAUGGUGCUGAAGACUUCUCCCACGUGCUGUGGAUCAGCAGAACCCCAGGGCAGGCUGUUGGAAGGAAUAGUAGGACUGAGGGUAUGGCCAAAGUGUAAUUGUUUGGGUUCCUGGGUGGCCUCUUGGCAAUGUAGAGAAUCAUGAUUGAAGUCCUUGUUUGUGAAAGCCUUCAGUGGGCUCGUGAAGAAGCAUUCCUCUAAUGGCAUGACAAGCAGGAGAUGUGUAUUUUCUCAGCUAGCUUGGCUCCAGCAAAGGGAAGAGCAUAUUGUGUAAUUAGUAUAUUGGUAUUGCACAGCAUUGGAAAGAAUAUCUUUCUCAAAAUAGCCAUAAAAAUGGGCUUUCUUUGAGUCAGAGUUAAGAAUAUAAAACUCCUUGGUGUCAACAGAGUUCAUUAGGAGGACUUCAGUAGAGAGAGGAAAUGAGUUAAGAAUCCCUGUCUGUCUCCUCACUGUCAUUGGUUCCAAUUUUGGGUUAUUUCUUUGUUGCCUACCAUGUGCUCACCUAGCUGUGAUCUUCCUAGGAGGAGAGCAGUGUGCUUUGUGCCUGUUGAGCUGGCUCCAGGGAAAGGGUGUGUAAUGGGAAAUGUGUGCAGGUUGAUUUUACACCCAGGAACUGGAAAAGAGAUUUCUCCUCCCUGACAUAGAGAAUUCAGAAGGCAGCUUGCAGGGUUUUCCCUUCUUCCUGUUCUCACAAUGCUGUAUGCCUUUGAGGUUUGGGAUGAAAAUGGAUCCAAAUGCUUAUGGAAAAGCUGUGAAAUACAUCACCUGAAGUUACUGCAGCCUGUCAGGCUUCUUUCUGAAUGUGAGCACUGCAAAACCUUCUGCAUUCCAGUUUCUUCUCCCAAUAAAUUCUUCCCAUCAGAAAUGUGUUUCUGAGCUGCCUUCUGCUGUUCUUUGCAUUGUGUUCUGAUGUUAAUUUCUUACCCUGACCCCUCAUUGAGAAAGAACAUGCGGUGUGGCUGGCUGAAGCCAGGUGAGUGGAGCACCCACGUUUUCAGAAGCAGCAUCAUGAAGUUUUCCCCGUGAAGAAAUUAAAAAAGAAGCAGCUGUGAAGAUUUCAACAUUGCAGUUCUGCUCUGAAGUUGGGUAACACGCCAAUUAACUUAUCAGUCCUAGAAUUGGUCAGCAAACACAUGCUCUGAACUCAGGUACUUAUCUUCCCUUGGCUUUAUGAUCGCAGAAAAUGACGAGUUAAUGGAAAAAAAGCAGACAUGGAAAUGAUAAACUUUUACUACUGUCUGGUACCUUGUCAUCAACAGAAGCAGCUCAGCCAAGCAGAGCCGGAGCUCGUCCAGCCUUAAAUGUGCUCUUAGCUCUGCUCCAUGUGCUACAGCAGCAUCAAUGGGUGCAGUUGUCAGACACUGUAGCAGUAGUUUAUUGUAUCAUAGCCCUGGGUGGUUUAGGGUGAAUGGGAGCUUCCUCCAGAGGAUGCA